Molecule: messenger RNA, 498 nt
Organism: Vanessa tameamea
Lineage: Eukaryota; Metazoa; Arthropoda; Insecta; Lepidoptera; Nymphalidae
Product: protein zerknuellt 2-like
Exons: 1
Coding region: 1-498 (165 amino acids)
Biological process (GO): regulation of transcription by RNA polymerase II
Cellular component (GO): nucleus
Molecular function (GO): RNA polymerase II cis-regulatory region sequence-specific DNA binding; DNA-binding transcription factor activity, RNA polymerase II-specific
Source: RefSeq, a predicted model, not a curated record
AUGUUUACAACGGAACAGAUCAUUGCUCUCGAAGAAGUAUUUAACAAGCGACCGUAUAUUAACCGAGAAGAAAGAAUAUCCAUAAUGAAAAAACUGCAUGUAAGCGAGAAAUCUAUCAAAGUGUGGUUCCAGAAUAGACGUCGGUUGACUGACAAGAGGAGUAAAGAGUAUGGAUCCGAUUCGCUAUCAUCAGAAGAUAUGUCAGAUACAUUUUUAGAUAGACUAACAACAAUUGAAUCUAGUAUAAAUCGAAGAACCGACGAAUUUGGACUUGUACGAUUAGACAAUGGUACCAUGAAUGAAUUAGUUAACAUUAUAAAUGAAUAUUUGUCCCAGGAUAUUGAACAUACAGAACCAAUUGUAAAUGAAACUAAAGUCAUAUAUGAACCUAUAUCACCAGUGAGCUUAUCCGAAAAUUCAGAAGAUAUUUAUGUAACUCCCCAAUUCGAAUCAUUAUCAAACCAAGUAACAGAUUUAGAAUCGUUAUUAUUCUUUUAA